Telopea speciosissima is the source of this 1550-nucleotide messenger RNA. Its product is annotated as ketohexokinase-like. The transcript has 12 exons. Gene Ontology annotation, molecular function: kinase activity. The record is from RefSeq and is a predicted model, not a curated record. The coding region runs from base 47 to 1372 and encodes 441 amino acids. NCBI's taxonomy places the organism in Eukaryota, Viridiplantae, Streptophyta, Magnoliopsida, Proteales, Proteaceae.
AGCCUGGAAAGUGCAAGUAAAUUUCCAGAGGAAAACAGUGGUGACGAUGAUGAUGUUGUCAUUGCCCUACACAUUCCCAAAUUCCACGUAUACCAUAUCUCCCCUUCCCAUCCUCCAUCUGUCUUCUUUCCCUUUUUCCUGUGCUGCUUUACAUUGCAGCUUCUCCAACUCUUGUGUCCAACAUUCAAUAGUCAAUUGCAGGAAUAGGAAGAGCAAGUGCUUGAUCAUGUCUUCGUUGCCCCCAUCAUUUCGGGCAUCAGCUGAAGCUGCUUCACCUUCGAUUCCUCCGCUCCCUGAGAAGCGCAUCGUUGUUGGUUGUGGCGCUGUUGCAGUGGAUUUCUUGGCAGCCGUGUCUGCUUAUCCUAAACCCGAUGACAAAAUCCGUAGCACUAGCUUGCUGGUUCAAGGAGGUGGGAAUGCGGGGAAUGCUUUGACUUGUGCUGCACGUUUGGGUCUCAAUUCAAGACUGAUUUCUAAGGUUGCUGAUGAUCCUCAAGGGAGAGCUAUACUGGAGGAACUAAAAGCUGAUGGCGUAGAUACUUCUUAUUCUGUGGUUUCAAAGGAGGGAAACUCACCAUUUACCUACAUCAUUGUUGACAGCCAAACGAAGACUCGCACUUGUAUUCACUCUCCGGGAAACCCUCCCAUGGUGCCAGAUGAGCUUCCCCAGGAAAUCUUAUCAUCUGCAGUGGAUGGAGCAAGACUUGUAUACUUGGAUGGAAGAUUGCAUGAGACUGCUUUAGUCCUGGCACAAGAGGCAAGUUGCAGGAAACUACCUAUUUUAGUUGAUGCUGAGAGACCAAGGGAAGGGUUGGAUAGUCUUUUGAAUUUAGCAGAUUAUGUUGUAUGCUCAGCGAAAUUUCCUCAGGCAUGGACAGAGGCCCCAUCAAUUCCUAGUGCACUUGUAUCCAUGCUUGUGAGAUUGCCAAAGAUCAAAUUUAUAAUUGUGACCCUUGGAGAAGAUGGCUGCAUAAUGCUUGAUAGACGUGUAGAAGAAAUUCCUGAGCUGGAAGAAAUGGAUGUAGACAAUGCAGUAGGAUUAUUAAGGCAGAAGAUCAAUGGUGAAAACACUAUCCCAGCAUGUAUUCCAUCCAAGUCAGUAAAGAGGUUGAAAGCGGAUGGGAUAGGGAUGGUGAAUGGGAGGUUGUUUGUGGGAACAGCUGAGAAGAUACCAGCUUCUGAGCUUGUUGACACUACUGGUGCUGGAGACGCAUUUAUUGGAGCAAUUCUUUACGCUAUUUGUGCAGAUAUGCCACCAGAGAAAAUGUUGCCCUUUGCUGCUCAAGUGGCAGCAGCUGGAUGUAGAGCCUUAGGAGCUCGAAGUGGUCUUCCAUGGCACACGGAUCCACGCCUGGUUCCAUUUUUAUGUUAAGAGAACCAAAUUUCAAACAGUUCAUUUCGGAAAUGGAACCAAUGGGCUACCCACUUUUCUUUUUAAGGAUGUUCUAGGGCCAGCUUACCCUGAAAAAUAUGAGUGCUGGAGUUGUUUUUUGCGUUUGGUUGAACUGUGUAAUAAGAUAAAGCAGUGUAUAUUUGCUUUUUACCUUACA